AGUUGCUUCGUAUCUCUCUGACCGCCGUCAGUUGUGGUCCCAUGAUUCCACGAGGCGGAAACUGUCCAUUAACGUGAGGCAAUGAUGAUGAUGCCAGAACGACGACGGACACCCAGGUCACCGACAACGCAGAAGCCAACGGAACCGAUACCGAACGACAACUUAUAUUGAAGUGUCAGGCAUACUCGUUUGCUCGUUAACGUCCACUAUAAUUAGUUCUUUCAAUAAAGAGAUAUACGGAAAAGUGAACGAGAGGGGAGAGAGAGAGAGAGAGAGAGAGAGAGAGAGAGAGAGAGAGAAGAAAAAGAAGAAGGAGGAAGCGCUGAAACAGAAGGAAGGUUCAAAGGAAAGUAAAGAAACUUUCAGAAUCGAAAAGUUAUCUUCUAGUCCCAAGUGUCAAUUAAAGGGAGAACCAAAGGACAUCGGAAGAAGGAGGUGGACACGAAACUCAAAACGAAACUUUAGCUGUCUCUAUUAAAUUUAAAUUAAUUCGUAAAGAAGUAACGUCGAUCGAUUUCUCCAAAAGGCUAACGACGUCGGUCCGUUGCGAACAAGAUUUCGUCGGAGAUUCCUCGCUUUUCGUGCUGUGCCAUUACGUAAUAUAGAUAUGUGUGUGCGUAUAUGCGAUAUCUAACGUCAAAGAAAUUAAUCGUUGGCUCAUUGUGAAAGGAAUUGAGUAAUUCGCAUAGUGUGACAUCCAAAACAAUGUCUGUCAAUGACAUGACUUGACCUUCUAUCCAUAUUUCUAUGUGGAAAUAUUUAUUAAUGAUCGAAAGAUAUUCUUGCAUUUCCCAUGGAUCGUCUCGGUGUACCGGUACACCGUAGAGGAGCGAACAAUGGGUAUGAGAAGAACAGAAGCUAAGUAGCAGGCUGCAGGUACGGGAACAGAGAGAGAGAGAGAGGACGUAACAAAGAAAGAAAAAUAUAAGAAACAGAGGACGUCGCGAGGACGGAGAAGGAGACGGGCGAAGAAAAAGGAGAGAAGGAGGAAGGAAGAGUAACGAGAAGGAAAGAGGAAAAAAAGUUGAAGGAGAGGAAGAAGGAAGAAAUUAGCGAAAACAAGCGCAAAUAUACAUCGAAAAUAUGAGGACGAGUAGAACUUUCGAUGCUACGUGGAGGCUAACGUGGUUCAUCUGCCUCCUGGCUAGCAGUUUGGCGCAAACAUUACCAAUGUGUCCAGAUCAACGCGAGAUCUUACCCUGUUUUUGUACCAUGAAAAAGGCUGGCUUGGAUAUCGUAUGUGAACAAACCGAAUUAUCGCAUAUCUCGAAAGCCAUGAAUGCUAUAAAAGGAAGGCCAAAUACUGUCAUUUUCUAUUUGAGACUGAGGCACAAUAAUUUGCCGAAGCUCCAAGGUUACAUGUUUCUUGGACUGGAUAUACGUCACCUAAGUAUUCACAAUAGCACUCUGGCUGCGGUUGAGGAAUCCUCGUUGAACUCGAUCGGAAACAAAUUGACACAAUUGGACUUCUCGCAGAAUUAUUUAGCAAUCGUUCCAUCGACUGCGUUAAGAAAUCUCCAUCAUCUCCUUAUUUUAAAUCUGAAUCACAAUAAGAUAAAUGGCCUUCAUGCCAAAGCUUUCGAAGGCCUCGAUACGCUUGAAAUUCUCACUCUCUACGAAAAUGAGAUAUCCACGAUAGAAGCGGACGCAUUCAAAGGACUUGACAAUCGAAAAUUAAAACGUCUCAAUCUGGGAGGGAAUGAAUUAACGAGCAUACCAACAUCUGCUCUCUCCACGUUGGAUAUGUUGAAGAAACUGGAGAUGCAAGAGAAUAGAAUACAAUCAAUCAAGGAAGGAGAUUUCGAAGGAUUGAAAAGUUUGGAUUCGUUAGGAUUGGCGCACAAUCGUAUUCGCACUGUACCGGCUCGUGCAUUUUUCCAUUUGGCGCAAUUAAAUUCUUUGGAGCUCGACGGAAAUGAAAUCAUUCAUGUCGAUCCAGAUGCAUUUAUCGGCCUUGAAGAGAAUCUACAAUAUUUACGGUUAGGAGAUAACAAUCUGCACGCGGUACCGAGCGAUGCGCUGAGACGACUCCAUCGUUUGCGUCAUCUGGAUUUAAGAGCCAACAAUAUAACCGUGCUCCCGGAGGACGCUUUCACCGGUUACGGAGACUCGAUAUCUUUUCUUAAUCUUCAAAAAAAUUUAAUCAAGGAACUACCACCAUUGGUCUUUGAAAAUUUGAAUUCCUUGGAAACGCUCAACUUGCAGAACAAUAAACUUAACCACAUACCAGAGGAAGUAACAGAAACGAUCGUCGAUACGUUGCGACAUAUCGACAUAACGGACAACCCAUUGGUUUGCGAUUGUGAGCUACGUUGGUAUCCAGCUUGGCUUCAAAAUCUUCGCGACAAGGACGACGAGAUUAUGUCGAAGAAACGUACGGUUUGUAUGAUGAUAUCCGAGCAUCGAGAAUACUCUGUGCAAAAUAUACCGUUAGAAAAAAUGGGCUGCGUCAAGAGCAUAGAGAGGGUGCCGUCGAACGGAAUUUCCGUUUACCGAGGCGUCUGUUUCGCUUAUUUCUUUGCAUUCGUUUUCAUCGGCUUGUAAACGUUUCAUCUUUAUUGUCGUCCCCAUUGUCGUCAUCAUUAUAAUCUUUUUCUUCUUAUAUUUUAUUGCUCAUUUUAUUUUUCUCUUCCUCGCGAGACAACGUCCUCGUCACGAGAAAAUACGCGAUCUCAACGAGAAUUUUUUCAAAUUGUGCCAGCAACACGCUUUCGUUAAUUUAUCUAGCGUGCUAAUUAUUCCUUGAUUUAACAUCUUUUUAAUGAUAAAUUGAGAUCUCGUUCCGAUCGGACAGAGACAUCGAAUAUGCUCUAUAAAGGAUAGUAAUGUUUGACAAAUUAUAUGAAACAUAAGGCACCGCUAAAAAGUUUUUCGUUUUCUAAGAGUAAUCAUUAUAUGUUCGAACGAGGUAUUCUCGAAGUAACUGCGACAAUCGAUAGUUCUACGACGACUAGAAUAUUUCUCUUAGUCGAUUAGCUCUUCUGAGUACGUUUCUACGUUGCGGUAUUUGACCAAGAAAUAAAGUUUCGUUCACAGAAGAAAGAGGCUAAGAAGAGAGCGGCGUGAAUUAGAAUGCGAAUCGUUCAAUAAUCUCAUCGUCGUAGUGUUCAUCAUUUGAUCGACAUAAAUGAUCGAAGAAUCGUUUCUCAUAUAAUCGUUGUAUUCGCAAGGAAAGGGAGGAAAGGAAUUACGACGAAAGAGAAAAGAAAAAUUCCGUCGAUCUCACGGAAGCAUGUCUCGUUUUCUACGGGCGCAUGAGCUUUCAUCACUGAAACGUUACAUAUCAAUAUCGUUGCCAAGCAUUUUGUGAAUAUUCGUUAAGAUCGCACAAGCGAGAGGAGAUUAAUGUAAUUGUUGAAGAAGAAAAAAAAA
This is a messenger RNA of Vespa mandarinia (Asian giant hornet), 3372 nucleotides long. RefSeq lists its product as uncharacterized. The record is from RefSeq and is a predicted model, not a curated record. Gene Ontology annotation, cellular component: plasma membrane. Gene Ontology annotation, molecular function: protein binding. Lineage: Eukaryota; Metazoa; Arthropoda; Insecta; Hymenoptera; Vespidae.